This is a messenger RNA of Setaria italica (foxtail millet), 837 nucleotides long. Its product is annotated as putative GEM-like protein 8. The transcript has 4 exons. NCBI's taxonomy places the organism in Eukaryota, Viridiplantae, Streptophyta, Magnoliopsida, Poales, Poaceae. Bases 73 to 714 code for a protein of 213 amino acids. The record is from RefSeq and is a predicted model, not a curated record.
CAACUUCUCACAGGCAAGCAAAGAGAAACUCCCAGCAUCCAAGCAGAACUGCAGCUAGAGCUGCUCCAAACAAUGGAGAGUUUUUCCCAGGAGCAUGUCAUCGGAAUUCCUUUGGCUUCGUUUGCAUAUGCCCAAGAGGAAACACAAGGAAAACCUUCCUGUUCAGCCUUGGUUCAUAAGAAGAAUAAGAGUUCUUUCAUUUAUCGGAUGAGCAAGUUGAGCAAGAAAACCGAUAACUACAUGCAAGGGUUCAAAGAACACUUAAAUCUGGGACCAAAAUUUUCAGAAACUAUCAAAGGGAAGUUAAGCUUUGGUGCAAAGGUUCUACAAGCUGGCAGCAUUGAUAAAGUCUUCAGGGAAUACUUUGUAGUUGGGAAAGAUGAGAAAUUAUUGAAGGCGUUCCAGUGUUAUCUUUCAACCACAGCUGGUCCAAUAUCUGGAAUGCUUUUCAUCUCAACUGAGAAGAUAGCAUUCCAUAGUGAUAGGCCUCUGAGCAUAGCAUGUCCCAAAGGAGGCAGGACAAGGGUGCCCUACAAGGUGUUGAUCCCCGCAAAAAGGAUAAAGAGUGCUUCAGUGAGAGGAAAUUUGUACAAUCCUGAUGAGAAGUAUAUUGAUCUGGUUACUGUUGAUGGCUUUGAUUUUUGGUUUAUGGGUUUUAUUAGCUACGAGAAGUCAUUCAAAUAUCUUCGGCAUGUAAUUUCAGAGUUGAGAUGAUACACAUAGUUCUAUAGUCUGAAACAUACUGCAUACCAUCUUGAUAUGGUAUAUGUACAUCAAACAGAUAGAAUUGAUCAAUCACAUUGUAUUGAAACAAAAUUUUCCGGUGAUGUUCUUGAA